Physeter macrocephalus (sperm whale) is the source of this 703-nucleotide messenger RNA. RefSeq names its product zinc finger protein 525-like. The coding region runs from base 283 to 444 and encodes 53 amino acids. Lineage: Eukaryota; Metazoa; Chordata; Mammalia; Artiodactyla; Physeteridae. The transcript has 5 exons. Gene Ontology annotation, biological process: regulation of DNA-templated transcription. The record is from RefSeq and is a predicted model, not a curated record.
UUUUCUAGUGUGAAUCUGUGCCGCGCGGACCCCCUUUCUCCAUCCUCAGAGUGUGGGGGUCACCAAGGACCGUAAAUCCCAGCACCCGGCCCUACGCUCCCAGUAAAUCCAGACGUCGCCGUUACAGGUCGGGCAUGUUUUCCUUUGGGUUUGAAUUCGCUCCGAGGCCGGUCCCGGUGCCCUUGGCUUUUCUGCCUUCGGUCCAGGUCAACCUCUAAAGACUCAACGUUGUCUGAGGAAGAAGCCCUGAAGAGGAGGGAGAGGAAAGACAAGGAGUCAGGAAUGGCUCUUUCUCAGGCACAGUUGACCUUCAAGGAUGUGGCCAUAGAAUUCUCUCAGGAGGAGUGGGAAUGCCUGGACCCUGCUCAGAGGGCCUUGUACAGGGACGUGAUGUUGGAGACCUACAGGAACCUGGUCUCCCUGGUCACCUCAGUUCUCAGUUGAACAAGAGACCAGGAUUCUGGAAAAGCCACAGCAAAUCAUGUUUCCUUCCUCUUAUGUGGAGGAAUUUCUGUUUCUUAUCUGAAUAUUUUACCCACUUUGUAACAAGAGAAAGUGCCCUGGACUGUGAAGAGUGAUCUGAAUACCUUUGGGGAUGUAUCAAAGUGUGAACACAGAUAUCUCUCACGUACAUGUGAUCAAGAAAUUACAACUAAAUGCAAACACUGAUAGAGCAGAAGUAUUCCAAACACUGAUAUUGGGA